Daucus carota subsp. sativus is the source of this 777-nucleotide messenger RNA. Its product is annotated as V-type proton ATPase subunit F. The coding region runs from base 186 to 578 and encodes 130 amino acids. Gene Ontology annotation, biological process: proton transmembrane transport. Gene Ontology annotation, cellular component: proton-transporting V-type ATPase, V1 domain; membrane. NCBI's taxonomy places the organism in Eukaryota, Viridiplantae, Streptophyta, Magnoliopsida, Apiales, Apiaceae. The transcript has 5 exons. The record is from RefSeq and is a predicted model, not a curated record. Gene Ontology annotation, molecular function: proton-transporting ATPase activity, rotational mechanism.
GUCGGAGAAGAAACAAACAGUCCGCUGUGCUGUUUAGUGAAUGAAAUAAGCAAAUCAGACCCCUCUUCUUACCUCCACUCAUCCAUCGCAAUCUUAUUAAUUACUCUACCUGUCAGGUGAUGGUGUGUAUGAAUAGCACUCUGAUAUUGGUAGCUCAGCUGUGUUUUGUAUAUUUAGGUGUUUGAAUGGCGAACAGAGCUCAAAUCCCCACUAACAAUUCAGCAUUGAUCGCGAUGAUUGCGGAUGAGGACACAAUAACUGGGUUUCUACUUGCUGGAGUUGGAAAUGUUGACAUAAGGAGGAAGACAAAUUACCUUAUUGUGGACUCAAAAACUACUGUCAAACAAAUCGAAGAUUCAUUCAAAGAGUUCACAGCUAGAGAGGACAUUGCAAUAGUCUUGGUCAGCCAAUACGUUGCCAACAUGAUUAGGUUUCUAGUUGACAGCUACAACAAACCCAUUCCAGCAAUUUUGGAGAUUCCUUCAAAGGACCAUCCAUAUGAUCCUGCACACGACUCUGUUCUUUCUCGAGUGAAGUAUCUCUUCUCUUCUGAAUCAGUGGCAUCUGAUCGCCGUUAAUAUCUCUAUUAUUAGGUUAUGUUAAUUCAAUUUUCUUGGUUCAACCAAUUAUGUAAUGUAUUUGUUAUGAAUUAUUUUUGGAACCGCAUAUCAGAUUUCAUCUCAUGGUUCUGAGUGGAUUUAAUAUAUGAAUAAUAUGAGUGCCGAGAUUGUAACUAUCUGUUGACUUUUAAGUUGAAGUGCAGAGGUUUCUUGCUAA